Messenger RNA from Aspergillus novofumigatus IBT 16806, 564 nucleotides. RefSeq names its product DUF1772 domain-containing protein. The coding region runs from base 1 to 564 and encodes 187 amino acids. The record is from RefSeq and is a predicted model, not a curated record. The transcript has a single exon. NCBI's taxonomy places the organism in Eukaryota, Fungi, Ascomycota, Eurotiomycetes, Eurotiales, Aspergillaceae.
AUGCCUGAGAUCACCUCUCUGGUCGCGACAGCAGGAACAACCUCCUCCCUGUUCCUUUCUGGUAGAGGAGCUCUCUUGUCAUUGAAAUGGACCUUAUGGUGUGUGGCUCUUGGGUCGAUUCAAAUGCAAAUUCAGGCCAAAAUACAGGAGCCAUCUUCGCAUUCUUUCUCAGGUGGCGGCGUCAACACCUCGAAAUUAGCCACAAAGACCUCUUCAGUUAUAGCCGUGCAGCAAUGGCUAAACAUCUUCAACAGAUACCAUAAAAUUGACACGCCUAUGGUAAUCUUCUCGGCAGGAUGUUUUGCGUGGUUGAAGUAUGAGACAAACAAUUACAUUUUUCUUGCCGCCGCCGCUUUGUGUAUGUGCAUUGUGCCCUACACCAGUCUCUUCCUCAGCGGACCUGAGAGGAUUCUUUUCCCGUGGGCAAAAACGAAGCAAAAAUCACCAUCUACUCCCAAUCCUCGUGAGAUUGAGAAGGCUCUUAGUCAAUGGGAGGUCGCCAAUAUGGUUCGCAUUUUGUUUCCUCUUGUCGGUGGUGUAAUGGCCCUAGUGUCUAAGAUGUAG